UAUAGCACGGCGUUUGCACUUUUAUGGCUUCCGCCUUCGACACGUGAUUAAAAUAACAUGGCGGCGUGCACACAGAGGACAGGAGCGCUGGCACGUCUCAUACAAAACGUGCAGUUUCACCAUGAACGCAUGUUUUCAGUGUUCUCACUGCGGUUACAGGCUGCGGGUUCCGGCGACAAGCCGCCCACAUUCACCCCUCCUUCCAAACCGGUGAUCCUGGAUAAAUCGAAGCCUGAAGAAGCGGCGCGACGGUUCGUCAGCCCCGAGUUCAUUCCUCCUCGUCAGCGCACGGCUCCGCUGAAGUUCUUCCUCGAGCGCAAAGACAUGAUCCAGAGACGCAGAGUGCUGAAUAUUCCCGAGUUCUACGUGGGAAGCGUUUUGUCCGUCACUACGUCCGACCCGCACGCCUCCAACAACACCAACCGCUUCGUAGGAAUCUGCAUCCAGCGCUCGGGUAAAGGACUCGGCGCCACCUUCAUCCUCAGGAACAUCAUCGACGGACAAGGAGUGGAGAUCUGUUACGAGCUGUACAAUCCUCGCAUGAAGCACAUCGAGGUGCUGAAGCUGGAGAAGAGACUGGACGAUAACCUGAUGUACCUGAGAGACGCUCUGCCUGAAUACAGCACCUUCGCCUUCGACGUGAAGCCUGUUCACCUGUCGCCCACACAGGAAGUCCCCGUCAACGAGAUGAAGGUGAGGAUGAAGCCUCGUCCCUGGUCCAAGCGCUGGGAACGUCCCAAGUUCAACAUCAAGGGAAUACGCUUUGACCUGUGUCUGACCCCGGAGCAGAUGGAGCAUGCUCAGAAGUGGGCGGAGCCGUGGAGGCAGUACGACAUGCUGAAGGAGUACGACACGUCCACACUGGAGGAGAAGAUCUACCAGGAAGUGCAGGCGGAGCUCAGAAAGUGAACUGUGAGGAAUCCUAACACGGACUCGAACAUCCUGGACCUCGCCAUUCAUACACCUCUGUUUGUUUGUAUCUGUAAAGCGAAUAAAAAUGCAUUAGUGUCAUUAAAUCUAGCCUUUUGUAGACUUGCUGCUGCAGACAUUUCCAUAAUGCGCUAGGUUCAAGGAAGAAGCGCAAGCACAAAUAACGUGAAUCUGAAAAAGUUGUUUUUUCACGAGAAGACGCUAAUGCCUCUAGAAAGCUGGGACGUGGCUCGAGGCGAGACAGUGGAACUUAACAUGAGGAGUUUUUUCAGCGGUAAUAUAAAUGACUUUAUUUUUACGUCGAUUUCUGAAUAUAGAUUCUGCUAUGUAAUGAAACGUUAGUGCUAAUCCGCUUAGCAUCGUUAGCAUCGAAUUCGCAAAAAGAAAAGCAAACUUUGCAUGCUUUCUAUAAUCUUCACCUUUAAGAAUAAAACUGCUCUUUUAAAUGAAAACACAUUAAAACAGAUGAAUGGGCAGCA
Messenger RNA from Hemibagrus wyckioides, 1409 nucleotides. It is a transcript of the gene mrpl19, whose product is annotated as mitochondrial ribosomal protein L19. The transcript has 6 exons. The coding region runs from base 58 to 909 and encodes 283 amino acids. Gene Ontology annotation, molecular function: structural constituent of ribosome. Gene Ontology annotation, biological process: translation. Lineage: Eukaryota; Metazoa; Chordata; Actinopteri; Siluriformes; Bagridae. The record is from RefSeq and is a predicted model, not a curated record. Gene Ontology annotation, cellular component: ribosome; mitochondrial large ribosomal subunit.